AUGGUCAACCUGAAGGAGUUUCACAUCGGGUCUGGCCUGCACUAUCCGAUUACCAUAAGCAGAAUCUCCAAGCACAAAGGCGAGGAGGUGAGACGCCAAGACAACCUGGUGCAAUACACAUUCAAAUACAAGCGUACAAUUGGCGAUCCGGAGCUGGACGAGGAGCGCGAGAUCGAGGAGACGGGCGUCGGAGACUGGAGCUGUCCGGGAGAUGGAAUCAUUGUAAAGUGGCACAUCAAGGAAGGGGAAGUGAUACAUCGCGACCAAGUCCUACUGGGCAUAGACGAGCCGUGUCCCCAUGACACCCAGUAUGCUGGUCUCUGUACGCGAUGUGGGAAAGAUAUGCUUGAGUCGAACUGGGCUGCCGGGACCCUUGAUGUGGAGCGUGCCACCAUCGCCAUGGUGCACGACAAUGUCGCGCUCAAGGUCUCCCCACAGGAGGCCGCCAAGAAAGAGUUAGAGCUGCAGGAACGCCUCCUGGAGGCCCGCAAGCUGAGCCUCGUGGUUGACCUGGAUCAGACGGUUAUACAUGCCUGUGUCGAGCCCACGAUCAAGGACUGGCAGAGCGAUCCAAACAACCCCAACUACGAAGCCGUCAAGGAUGUGCGCAGCUUUGAAUUGGACGAUGGGCCCAAGCAGAAGGACCAGCCAAAGUGCUCCUAUUACAUUAAGCUGCGGCCCGGGCUGGCUAACUUCCUGGAAAAGAUGUCGGAACUGUACGAAAUGCAUAUCUACACCAUGGGAACGCGUGCGUACGCGAAGGAGAUCGCCAAAAUCAUUGAUCCGCAGAUGAAGUUCUUUGGUAAUCGCGUCAUCAGUCGCGACGAGAACGGAAGUCUGGCCGCCAAGCGACUACAGCGAUUGUUUCCCGUGAGCACGCAUAUGGUGGUUGUCAUUGAUGACCGAGCCGACGUCUGGCCCCUGAAUAGGGAGAAUUUGAUCAAAGUUACGCCGUACGACUUCUUCAAGGGCAUCGGCGAUAUUAACUCCAGCUUUCUCCCCAAGCGCGAUGACAUUCUUGCUCCCUCACCGACUUCACUUCCUCUUCGCCCCCUACCCAACGGCAAUUCAUCACAGGACGCAAAAGACCAGACAGCGAAUCCUGAAAACCCAACUGUCGAGUCAGACGAUGAGAAUGCGCUCUUCCAAUUGAAAACCGAGGAACAAGAAAAGGAACUUGAAAAACAGCUGACAGAACGACCUCUACUUCACCUGCAAGAAGAAUUAGACAAGGAGGACUCGACGAUAUCUGAGGGCGUGCCUACUACCGAGCUCCCCGAACAGAACGGACAUGCUGAAGUUCACGCGCAACACCGUCACAACCUUUUGCGUGACGACGACGACGAACUUUUCCACUUGGAAAAGCACUUGUCGAAUCUUCACCAGAACUUUUAUACUCAACACGACUCAAGAGUGGCGGCCCGCAGGAAAGAGACGGGCAAGAAGGAGAUCACGGCAGACUCCAUUCCUGACGUCGGCAAGCUAUUAGAGUGGGUGAAGAAGCGUGUCCUUCGAGGGUGCAGCAUUGUACUCAGUGGUCUAGUUCCGCUCGGCGUCGAUGUUCACCGGUCGGAAAUCGGCCUGCAAAUCCAAAGCUUCGGCGGAGAGCUUCGAACCAAGAUCAGCAAGAAUGUGACACAUCUCGUCAUCAGCAGCUCGAGACCACGCACGCAAAAAGUUCGCCAGGCUGCGCGCAUACCCAGCGUCCGUAUCGUCAACCAAGAUUGGCUGGCCAAGAGCCUGGCGCAGUGGACACAACUGGACGUGGAACCUUUCCUCAUCACUGUGCAUCCUUCGGAUCGGGCCACCGAGACCCCAUUAGAGGAAAGCGGAAGAGAAAGCCUCAGCAUUAGCCCCCCGGGAGUCGCCGGACCUGAGCACCACGAAGAUGAGGAUGAUGGCGAUGAUGUUCCACCAGACGACUCCGAGGCAGGGGAUGAAGGAGACGAGGACGAGGACGAGAACGGGGAGGUGCAGGACGUCUACGGUGUCAUGCCUACAGAGCCUGACGACGGUGAACGCAGCCCGGUCGAUCUGAACAACGCGGAUUGGGGCGAAAUUGAUGCCGAACUUGACGAGUUCAUGGGGUCUGACGCAUCGGACGCCUCGGACAUGGACACCGAUACGGAGAGUGUGUCCAAGGGCCGCAAACGAAGGCUAGACGAUGACGGCGCCGCCAGUGAUGGCGAUAGCGUUCUUGCCAAGAAACAGAGGCUCGCUAGGGACAGGACGACUGGCUUGCGCAACGUCAGAAACGCCGGCGAAGAGAGUAGGAAGGGGAGCGGGCUGCCCACGCCGAUGGGCACCGGGGAUGAGGCGGAUGGAAGUAGAGACCAGGAGGGCGCUGAGGGAGGAGAGGACGGCGACGACGACGACGACUUUGACCUGGAGGCGGAGCUCGAAGCCGAGUUGGCAGCCGGCGACACGGAUGUCGAUGCCGAGGCCGCCUAA
This is a messenger RNA of Neoarthrinium moseri, 2451 nucleotides long. RefSeq lists its product as uncharacterized. The transcript has a single exon. Gene Ontology annotation, cellular component: nucleus. The record is from RefSeq and is a predicted model, not a curated record. NCBI's taxonomy places the organism in Eukaryota, Fungi, Ascomycota, Sordariomycetes, Amphisphaeriales, Apiosporaceae. The coding region runs from base 1 to 2451 and encodes 816 amino acids. Gene Ontology annotation, molecular function: RNA polymerase II CTD heptapeptide repeat phosphatase activity.